GGUGUUGCCAUGGCGAUGGGCCGCGGCUGGGUCCUGCGGCAGCACUGGGCGGGCGCGGGCUCCGACAUGCGGGCCAGUGUGUUGUGCUGUGGCAUGUAAAACCGAUGAGUGCAAGAUGAGUAUACUCUUUAGCAAAGUAGAAAAACUCCAUAACUGCAGCAAAUGUUCAGUGGGUUUAAUUAUUGUUUCUUUUAUGUUGUAGCUUUUAAAGUGCUGGUUUCUCAGUGAUUUGUGAAGACUGUUCUCUUUUCUGUUUAGCCUGAUUCAUUCAGCAAUGCCUUAGUUUGGUGUUUCAUUGUGGGUUUGUUUGACAGCAAAACAACUCAUUUGUCUCGAAUGCUGGAUUUACAAAGGGAACUGAGUAGGCAAUGCAUACCGAAUUGGAAAGCAAAACCCAAACAACAGAAACUCCAUUGGUUCAUCUACUGUUGAAAGUGUGAAUAGCUAAUGGUGGGGUGGUGGAAUCUGACAAUUUGAGGAUGUUGUUGCACAUUCCUUCUCUAUUGUGUAGAAACCCCAAACAUUGGAUACCUAAAUCUCCAAAACUACAAUGUAGGUGAGUGACCAGCAUUCAUGUGCAAUUCUUUUCUUUCCUCAGGAAGUCCUGACAUCAAAAAUACUUUGAUUCUUAGAAAACUGAAAUUUCUAAUGGCAAUAGUAGGCCUGGUGAAAGAGAGAAACUUGUCAAGCCUGGUCAGAGACUUAGUGUGGGGAUAAAUAGGUUGUGGUAGUGGAGUCAUGAAGGCUUAAUGGACUGUAAGAUAUUAUUACCUAAUGGCAUAUUGGGCUGCAUUAGUAGGAGUGUUGCCAGCAGGUUUAGGGAAGUGAUUAUUCCCCUCUAUUCAGCACUGGUGAGGCCACACCUGGAGUACCGUAUUCAGUUUUGGGCCCCCCUCUACAGCAGGGAUGUAGAUGAAUUGGAGAGAGUCUUGCAGAGGGCGAUGAAAAUAGUGAGGGCUGGGUCACCUGAUUUAUGUGGAGAGUCUGAGGGAACUGGGCUUAUGUAGUCUGGAGAAAAGAGACUGGAGGGGGAAUUUAAUGGUAUUCAACUACCUGGAGGUGGGGUUCCAAGGAGGAUGGAGAUAACUGAACAAGAAGCAAUGGUCUCCCGUUGCAGCAAGUGAAGUUUAGGGUAGAUAUUGAGAAGAACGUUCUCACUAGGAGGGUAGUAAAACACUGGAACAGUUUACCCAGGGAGGUUGUGGACUGUCCAUCUUUGAAGAUUUUUAAGACCCAGCUAGACAAAGCCUUGGCAGGGAUGAUCUAGUUGGGGCUGGUCCUGCUUUUGAACAGAGGGUUGGACUAGAUGACCUCCUGAGGUCUCUGCAACCUGAAUUUUCUGUGGUUCUACCAUUAACAAAGACCUGUGGAAGAGGAGGAAAACAAGUUUCAAUGAAGUAAGACAAUUUAUUUUGAGCAAAUUCGUACCUUCUAUGACCAUCAUUUUGACUGUUUCCUUGUUUAGUACAAACAGAUUAGGAUCAGAUGUCUGGGAUUUUUCAAGGAAUUGAAGGAGUUAGAUGCCUGACUUUGAUUAAAAUUAUAUGUCUCCUUGGGCUCUGAAACUCCUCCUAAAAUUGUAUAACUCCUUGAAUAAUCCCAUGUUUAAGGGUCAGUCUAAUUUUGGGACUGAUUGGGAUAUAGCUUACUCUUUCUAACCUUCAAAAUAGUUUUUAAUUUUAAAAAUAAUUUUAUUUUAAAGUUUUGCUCUUGAAUUAUUUCUUGAUUAAAAAUAUUUUAGUUGUUUUCUCCUUUUCUCUCAUGCAUCUUCAGGACAAUUGAUUUUUAGCAGCUAGUAAUCCCAGUAAAUAUCUGGAAGCAAGCGCUGGUAGUAAAACACUUUUGGUACUUGAAUCAUAAGAAAAGAACUAAGGAGAGGUGAACUUAAUUGUCUAGGAAUAUUGGUUUAACUAUAAACUUUGAAAUUUGAGGUGAAGCAAAUUCAAGAGUGAUUUUAAUGGUUGCCUGAUUGUGUGUGGAGUUUCCAGAUGUGAGAUGCAUCUUGUGGGUAUAUCUGAAGGACCAUUUAGGAAGAUACGCAUAGGUCUCUCAACUCAUGUUGGUCUGUAAUUUUAUCUAUUUAAAUAUUUAUUUAGCCCUUCCUUUCUCUGUCUUGUUCCAGCUGUCAUUCUGGAAGGUGCACGUUUGACUUGUGUGAAGUCCUCUGUGCAUUUCUUGCAAUAGUUUAUCCCUGAUCCUCUUUCCUUCUUUCAUUUGUUCUGGAUCAUUACCCAAAGAGGCCUCUGAGGUGGAAUAUGGUUAAAGGUGCAGUACAUUUUUGGCAAUGCGAAGGAAGGAAGAAAGAAAGUAAGAGGUCAGGAACCUUCACUGCUGUGCCUUUGAAAAUGCCUGGUACCCAAAAUGUGCAUAUUCAAAGACAAUGUCACAAAUCUUCUGCAGCUUCAACAUCUUGUCUGUGCAUUGAGAGUAUGCCAUCUGAGAUACUGUUGAAAAUACUUUCUUAUUUGGAUGCUGUAACCCUGUUGUGUAUCGGAUGUGUGAAUCGGCGCUUUUAUAAUCUGGCCAAUGACAAUGUCAUCUGGUUCAAAAAAUAUUCCAAUUCUUUUCCAUGUAAAAUACUUAAUUGGAAAACUGAGUCUAUAGAAACAACUACUGUCUCACUGAGCCAUGCUACAGUCCAGGAAAGAAAAUUGGGGUACUGGAAAAAGGAAUACAUUAUGAAACACAAAGCAGUUACCAAAACCGGAAUAAUUCAACUUCUCAGACCUAUAAACCUUUACACUGGCCUUCCUCUUAAAACCAAGGAAGCUAUAAAAGCAUCUAAUUUGAGCUGGGUGGUCAUACUGAAGGACAGAAAGGGAAAGGAGCAUGUAGUGGAGCAGGUGGACAUUACUUUUAAUGACACGUCUGUUACUGUAUAUUGGUAUGGUACCAGUUGGCCAUGUUUAGACACUUUGUCAACUCUGGAAUUAUGUGGCAUGACACCAUUGCUGCUCAACCGAUGCAAGGUUCCAACCAAGAAUGGACCUCGGUGGUGUUCCUUAAUUGCUGAGUAUGAUCUUACUAACUUGACUAAAGCCCCUACAGUGAUUGGUUCGGACAGUCUUGUUCAGCUUCUACAUCUGGAUCCAGGGCUUCUAAUGGGACUGUGGAAGGAAGGGAAUGAGAUUGCUUUUAUUGUGGCAAGUCUUCAUUAUCACCAAAUUAUUGAGAAAAGCACACUGGGCUCUUCCACUAUCCGAUAUGUCCUGCCUACUCAUAAACCUAUACUGGAUGAUGUUGACCCAGAGUAUGGACUGCAUGGCUACCAACUACACAUUGACAUGCACAGUGGUGGGCGUUCUUAUCUGUGUUCUACAUUUCGCAAUCUGUUCUGCAGAAAAGAUUACAUUCAAAAUGGAUAUUUGAAGAUUAUAGUUAUAGGUUUAAAAGAUAAUGCACAACACUUACCUCUGAUUGGGAAAGUUGGAUUUUUCUGGAAAACAUCUGUACUUGAAGGCAAUAUAAAGAACUGUUACAUGAUGGAUAUCACCGUCUUGGAUGAAACUGAAAAACCCUUCUGGUGCUUCAGUGCCCCAGUCUACAUGAAACUGUCUUCUAAGACAUCUGGCCUUUAUGACUACAUGGGGCACAUCUAUGACAUAAACUAUGUGGAUUCAGAUGGAAAAGUGCACAUUGAGCUUGUGUGGAUGGAUAAUGCCAAGGAAUAUUAUAUAGUGAAUCUAAUCCUUUACAUAAGCACCAAAAAAGUUAACAGCUGGUAUGGAACAAACUACAGAUACUAAUAAUUUCUGCAGAUAACUUUUUUAAAAAAAUGUCCUGCAGAUAACUAAUUUAUUUUUUUGAUAAUUAAAAGUUCAAAUGAUUCUCUAAUCCAGAUGUUACAAGUUGCUUUAUGCUCUUUUUUUCUGAAAAUUACUAAAUUGAAUCAUAGUUUCUCUUGUAACUGUACCAUAGAUACUUAAUAUCUGUGCCAGUAACUAGGUAUGAUGGGAGGGAAGAAAAAAAGGAAAAAGAUCAAUAUCACUUUUAUACCUUACCUUCUGAGAUGGUGAAGAGUGACAUUCUGUUUCUGGGUGUGGAUUCAUAUUUGGAGCCAUUUAAAAAGGGCAGCAGCUAUCACAUUUUAGUUGCAUGUGAACAUAAUACAAUGAUAUAAUUGUAGCAAAACCACUCAACUUCUAUCCCGGAUGAAGCAGCAUUUAAGUUGGAAUGGUUUUCUUAUAUUUGUUUUGUUCUCAGAUGGUUUAUACAGGAUUAGAAUGCAACUGCUGUCCUCUUGAAGCUUUCCCCUUUUGAAAUUGUUCUAAAUGUGCACUAUUAAUUUGUGGAUAUAUGUAAAUAAAACAUUAUUAUCACCACUCUGAUCUACACAGUUCCUGAAAGCUAAAAUCUGCUUUGAAAAACCACAGCCUUAAAGUUUCAGUGACAAGGCAGCACAGCUUUAGUGUUGACUGUGCCUCUGUGCUGUUCUCUUACAGAUCGCGGAGGAUACUUUUGAAGAAUGAGCAAAUUUAGGUAGAGGUUUUUUUGGGUUUUUUUCUAAUUCCAGGGAAUUUUAUUCAGGUUUUAAAAGAUUUUUAGAUUACAAAACAGAGAUGAAAGAUGCAUGGUUUAAGGUAAUUCACAAGGGGAAGAGUUCUACCAAUACAAUUGUAUACAAUUAAAACUGAUGGUUUACAGUGCUGUUAGCUCAGGGAAAAUGCAUUUAAUUUUAACUUUUGUUUAUAUAUUCCAGCAAACACUUUCAAAUAUGGGAGCCUAGAAUUAUGCACUGAAAUCCACAUACCAGCCAUUAAAUAAAUGUUCUGAUUUUGAGGCAUUUGUCUUCACCAGCUCCCAUUGGUAUACUUAACAGUCCAUAACUUUUGUAGAAACUGUGAUUCUUGUUAUUUAACUGUAGAAACUCAGUUUUUGAAAAUUUAGGUUUGUAUGCUUAAUCUUUCACUCAGGAUAGUCGGUGGUAAAUUUAGAGUAUAAUUCUGUUCUUAUUUGAAAUCUGCUGGAUGUGAGCCAGAGUAAAGAUUGCAGCAUUGACACACUGUCAUUUUAUUAUGUGGGUAACAUUAGCAUAUUGUAUGUCAUAUAAAUGAGCAGUAAGUUUGAGGUUUCUCCUCUUCAUUGUGGAGGAGGAAGUCUGAGUAUAAUAUCUGGCUUCUUGUUAAUUAAAUAUUUUCUUUAAAAUGUAUUCUUUCUGUAUAUAGAUUUGUAUUGGUUUGCAUGAGCCAACUUUUAUUUAAACAGUGGCUGAGCUUAAGUAUUUGUUCUGCAGAUACAGAGACUCCUUUUGUCAACAUAUUUUUUGUUUUCUGGGUUGUUUUCUUUUUUUUGAAAUGUAGUUAUUGUUUGAACUCAAAGAGAAUAAACUAUAGUUGAUUCUGUUGACAAAUAAA
Molecule: messenger RNA, 5354 nt
Organism: Alligator mississippiensis (American alligator)
Lineage: Eukaryota; Metazoa; Chordata; Crocodylia; Alligatoridae
Gene: FBXO15
Product: F-box protein 15
Exons: 11
Coding region: 2256-3746 (496 amino acids)
Molecular function (GO): protein binding
Source: RefSeq, a predicted model, not a curated record